AUGAAGGAAAAAUUGUGGCCAUCAAUUGCACGAAUGGCUCAUGCGAAUAAAAUUAGUACACAAAAUUUAAUUGAUGAUAUUCAUGAAAAAAUUUGCGAAGAGACUUGGGGUCAGCAAAAGAUAACAAUAUCAUUCUUAUGUCUUCUACUUCAAAAGUUUGUGCCAAUAUCAUCGUCAUGUCUUGAAACAUUCGUUGAGUUUCUUGUUCAUGAUAAUAUUGAAUUACGAAGAUACGCUACAAUAGGUAUUACAGCAUUUUGUCGUUUACAAAAACCACCUCGACUCUAUGUCGAAAAAUCUCUUGAAGAAAUUCUUCAUAAGAUGGAUAAACCACUACCCGCUAUGAUGAAUGAUGAAUAUUGUCCGGGUGAUCGUGAUGAUAAUUUAUGGGUAACAAUCGAUGAUUAUAAACCACCUAAGACGCAGAUUGAAUGGGAACAAACAUGUUUUUUGGAUAAAUCGUUUCAUGGUUAUUAUACCUGGCCGAAGAUGAUCAAAUAUGCAGUGAAUAAACAAGAACGAUACACACUAAAUAAUAUACCGGAUAACGUGACUAUUUUAUAUGAUCGUUUUAUUGACAAGAAUUUUGUAGAACGAGUGAUACAAUUUAUGAUUCUGGACGAAGACGAAGACGGUAGCGAGAUAAAUUUUGAUAAAACUCAAUUUGUCAUGUUCAAAGAGAAUAAAGAUCCUCGUCGUAUAUAUCGACUCAUUCAUUUUAUUCGUACAUUGAUCAAUACAAAAACAAUGUUGAAUACAUUCAAUGAAAUAUCUCGCUGGACUUUAAUAACAAAUCUAAAUGAAUUUCAAUGGCGUAUUCCAUCUAUUUGGUGUGAGAUUAAUGACUAUGCCAAAGAAUUUCUCGAUCAUCCAUACAAAAAUGUACGAGAAAGUAUUGCCAGUAUAUUAUCAAUAUCAAUUAGCUUUGAUAUAACGUUGUUCAAUGGAAAAUCGACACGUCACCCUAAUACUAGUCAAUUUAUCGAUACUAUAUGUAAACGAUUGCGUCAAGCUAUUGAAGUUUAUGAAAGGACAUCAUUAAGUGUUUUGGGACUCUGUGCCAUUGUUCUUUCAAGUCCAUAUGACAUUCCAAGUUAUGUACCAGAUGCAUUGAUGCUUCUCUGUGAACAUUCGCAUGAUCCCGAUAUAAUACAAAAAUCGAUUAAAAACUGUUUGUCAGAAUUUCGUCGUACUCAUCAUGAUUCAUGGCAUGAACAUCGAGAACAAUUCACUGAAGAUCAACUGGCAGUUUUGGCUGAUGUACUCAUAUCUCACAGUUAUUAUGCUUAA
Messenger RNA from Rotaria sp. Silwood1, 1290 nucleotides. The record is from the annotation of a GenBank genome assembly. NCBI's taxonomy places the organism in Eukaryota, Metazoa, Rotifera, Eurotatoria, Philodinida, Philodinidae.